Messenger RNA from Trematosphaeria pertusa, 813 nucleotides. RefSeq lists its product as uncharacterized. The record is from RefSeq and is a predicted model, not a curated record. NCBI's taxonomy places the organism in Eukaryota, Fungi, Ascomycota, Dothideomycetes, Pleosporales, Trematosphaeriaceae. The annotation marks the transcript as partial. The transcript has a single exon.
CCAGCGCCCGCCCUCCAAUCCAUGGCCGCUCUCGAAUACACAGAAGCAGUGCUUAAAGGCCAGCACCUCCUCCACCUCCUCACCUCACCCCAACCCCCAACCCAAAGCCCAUUCACAACCUACCCAGACCUAGAAAAUCACGGAUACGUCGACCAGCUCGCAUCCUCCACCCCACGCCCCACCAUCGCCCCUCUUCAGAAAUGUCUGCGCAGCCUCGGUGUAGACGACAAGCUAGCCCACGAAGACGGGAAGAACGUCUCAAUGCAACAUGUGCAUGCCGAGGACUGCGUGGUAGAUGAGACCCAGUAUCCCGCAACGGAAGCACACUUCCACCAGCUCGUGAGCAGCGAACAGGGGGUCCUCAUCGCGUAUUCGAACCACGCGCCCGCGUACACGGGCGUCCUGCACGAUCCACCUGUGACGACUUACCCACCGCUACAUCACUGGUCCGAUAUCGCUUUUCUGCAGCUCCUAAAGCCAGCUGUCUACGUCCCACCGAAUCUCCACUACAUCAUUCGUUAUGCGAUCCAGAACAUGGCCACUAUAUCGGUCCUCAAGCACGUCCUGGCCAAGCAGGGCAUAGAAAAGCUGGACAUCUGGCCUGGGAUCACGUUGGGGAUGGAGAGUGAGGAGGGACAAGCGAUCUUGGGAACGCCGAAUGGCGGUGGGACGGCGUGGUUGCUAGCUCAGCAUAGGAGGCAGCUGGGGCGGAAGACGGUGGAUAAGGUGAGUGUGUUUUACGCGGAGAAUGGGAAGGAUGUUUGGAGGUGGCCGAGUUUGGUGUUUUGGCUUAAGGACCUGGACGAGGAAAAU